AUGAGUUUUUUAACAGGAAAGGGUGUUGCCCAAUCCUUCAAAUAUGUAUCUAGAUCAUUCUCAACUGUUGCUCCACCAAUGAGCAAGUUGGAGACCAAGACCCUCAACUUUAAGGGAAUUGACGCCAAGUUGAAGGAAUACAGAUUGCAUCACAACAAGCCACUCACCCUCGCUGAAAAGAUUCUCUAUGGUCAUUUGGAAGAUCCAUCAGUCAAGGUUGAAAGAGGUGUCUCUUACCUUAACUUGUUACCGGACCGUGUUGCUAUGCAAGAUGCUACAGCACAAAUGGCAGUACUUCAAUUCAUGUCAGCUGGUUUACCAACUGUUGCCUGUCCAACCACUGUUCAUUGUGAUCAUUUGAUUGAAGCCUACAAGGGAAGUCAAGCUGAUUUGGACACUGCCAAGGAAGUCAACAAGGAAGUAUAUGAUUUCCUUGCCACCUCUGCCGAGAAGUUUGGUAUGGGUUUCUGGAAACCCGGAUCUGGUAUUAUCCAUCAAAUCGUUUUGGAAAACUAUGCCUUCCCAGGUGGUUUGAUGAUUGGUACCGACUCUCACACCCCCAAUGCUGGUGGUUUGGGUAUGAUUGCCGUCGGUGUCGGAGGUGCUGAUGCCGUCGAUGUCAUGGCCGGUCUCCCAUGGGAGUUGAAGGCUCCAAAGAUUAUUGGUGUCAAGUUGACUGGUAAAUUGUCUGGCUGGUCGUCACCAAAGGACGUUAUCCUCCGUUUGGCCGAUAUCCUCACCGUCAAAGGUGGCACCGGAUACAUUGUAGAAUACUAUGGCGAGGGUGUUGACAGCAUCUCUGCCACUGGUAUGGCCACCAUCUGUAAUAUGGGUGCCGAGAUUGGCGCCACCACCUCGAUCUUCCCAUUCAACUCGCGUAUGGUCGACUACUUGAACAGCACCGGUCGUCAAGACAUUGCCAAGGCCUGCGUCGGUUUCAAGGACAACCUCGUUGCCGAUUCCAACGCCCACUAUGACCAAAUCAUCGAGAUUGACCUCAACACCCUCGAGCCACUCGUCAACGGUCCAUUCACCCCAGACAGAAGCAACAAGAUCUCAGAGUUUGCCGAAAACAUCAAGAAGAACCAAUGGCCAGAGGAAUUGCUCGUCGGUUUGAUUGGCUCGUGCACCAACUCGUCCUACGAAGACAUGCAACGUGCCGCCUCGAUUGCCAAGCAAGCCAUCGACCACGGCAUCGUCUCCAAGGCCAAGUUCACCAUCACCCCAGGUUCCGAACAGAUCCGUGCCACCAUCACCCGUGACGGUCUCACUGAGAUUUUUGAAAAGGUCGGUGGUGUCGUCCUCGCCAACGCCUGCGGUCCAUGUAUCGGCCAAUGGAAGCGUGACGACAUUGUCAAGGGUCAAAAGAACUCGAUCAUCACCUCAUACAACCGUAACUUUACCGGACGUAACGACUCGAACCCACAAACCCACGCUUUCGUCGCCUCCCCAGAAAUCGUCACUGCCAUGGCCAUCUCUGGCAAGCUCACCUUCAACCCAUUGGUCGACACGUUGGCCGACGCCAACGGCAACCAGUUCAAGUUUACCGCUCCAACCGGUGCCGAACUCCCAAGCCGUGGAUUCGACGCUGGCGAGAACACCUACCAAGCUCCAUCCAAGAACGCCGAAAACAUCAAGGUUGCCGUCGCCCCCACCUCUGACCGUCUCCAAUUGCUCGAACCAUUCAAGCAAUGGGACGGCCAAGACUUGACCGACAUGCAAGUCUUGAUCAAGGUCCAAGGCAAGUGUACCACCGAUCACAUCUCGAUGGCUGGUCCAUGGCUCAAGUACCGUGGUCAUUUGGACAACAUCUCUAACAAUAUGUUGAUCGGUGCCAUCAACUCAGAGAAUGGAAAGGCCAACGCCGUCCUCAACCAAUUCACCGGUGAGACUGCCCCAGUCCCAACCGUCGCUCGUGACUACAAGAAGCGUGGUGUCGGAUGGGUCGUCAUUGGUGACGAAAACUAUGGUGAAGGUUCAUCUCGUGAGCAUGCUGCCCUCGAACCACGUCAUCUCGGUGCCCGUGCCAUCGUUGUCAAGUCGUUUGCUCGUAUCCACGAAACCAACCUCAAGAAGCAAGGUAUCCUCCCACUCACCUUUGCCAACCCAGCCGACUACAACAAGAUCACCGGUGACGAUAUCGUCUCUAUCGUCGGUCUCAAGAAGCUCGCUCCAGGUGUCCCAUUAAAGAUGAUCGUCAAGAAUGCCAAGUCUGGUAACGAAUUUGAAGUCGUCCUCAAUCACACCUUUAACGAAGGUCAAAUCGAAUGGUUCAAGAAUGGUUCUGCCCUCAACUAUAUCAAAAAGAACAAAAAGCAAUCAAACUAA
This is a messenger RNA of Cavenderia fasciculata, 2328 nucleotides long. RefSeq names its product aconitase (gene aco2). Gene Ontology annotation, cellular component: cytosol; mitochondrion. Gene Ontology annotation, biological process: tricarboxylic acid cycle. The record is from RefSeq and is a predicted model, not a curated record. Gene Ontology annotation, molecular function: 4 iron, 4 sulfur cluster binding; aconitate hydratase activity. The transcript is spliced from 3 exons. NCBI's taxonomy places the organism in Eukaryota, Evosea, Eumycetozoa, Acytosteliales, Cavenderiaceae. Bases 1 to 2328 code for a protein of 775 amino acids.